AUGCCAUUGAUCCUCAACGGAUCACCCUUCUGCCGAGCUCUCACUCAUCAUCCUCAAACUGAUCUCCUUCCGCCAGCCCUAGUUCUUCAAAUUGACAAUCAAGGACAGCAGUAUGGAGAGGUGAAUCAGUUGGGGGGUGUCUUUGUGAAUGGUCGUCCAUUGCCAAAUGGUACUCGGAUGAGAAUUGUUGAACUGGCCAGGUUGGGAAUCCGACCGUGUGAUAUUUCGCGCCAAUUGCGCGUGAGCCAUGGAUGUGUGUCGAAGAUUUUGGCACGUUACCAUGAGACAGGAUCUAUCCUCCCAGGAGCCAUUGGGGGCUCCAAGCCACGGGUAACAACACCAAAAGUCGUCAAUUACAUUCGGGAGCUGAAGCAGAAGGAUCCGGGCAUCUUUGCAUGGGAGAUCCGCGAUAGAUUGCUGUCUGAAGGGGUCUGUGACAAGAACAAUGUGCCCAGUGUCAGUUCAAUUUCCAGGAUUCUCAGGAAUAAAUUGGGCAAUCUGACGGCUCAUCAUGCUGGAACUGCUACAGGGUCACCAGCUCAUCAUCCGCACCUCUACAACUCCAUCUACCCAUCGUAUGCUGCCUACGGGGGCGCCACACUGAAAGGGGGCGGUGGAGCGCCUGUCUGUGGCAGUCCGUCGCCCCCACAGCCCGCCACAGCCCUGCGUGCGGGUCACUGUUGGCCCUCCUCACACUCAGUCACCGACAUCCUGGCUGGUGUUCAUCAUCAAGCUGCUGUGGCUGCUCUCAGGACGGCAGGACCAUGUGCAGGAGGACCUCUGACCACUGUGCCGUCACCCACGAGUCUGGGCACCACCCACAUGACUGACCACAACAGUCAGAGCUACAACUACUACAUGUACAUCCAGAACAGCGGGGUCCAUCAGUCUGUGGACUGCAAAUACGUGUGAGCCCUUCCGGGGCCUUGCACGCAGAGGUACUCGAGUGAGAAAAGUGACUUGGCAGUGAAAAAUGGUUAAAACUUAAAACGCAAAUAGAGUGCCGGGAUGUUCAGUGUACAGACAAGGAGGAAUGAGAGGAAAUGCAGAAUUGCAGGGUGACUCGUGUGAUUUAAUUCUUUAAUUAAUGAUCUCAACUAGAACUUUUUUAAUUCUUUUUUUUAAUUUUUGUUUUUUUACCUAUUUCCUUUCUAAACUUCUUUCUGGAAAAGAAAUCAUGCAAUCUAAUGCCUAACGCACAAUAACUUUUGUUUUGUAAACAUGUUUUUGAUAUUUCAAUGAGAGUGAAUGAGAUCUAGAUCUAGUCAUCUCGCUCAUUCUCAUAGAAAAUUUUGAAAACAUGUUUACAAACAAAAAUUAUUGUGCGCUGGUCAUAAAUCAAACUUAAACAAAAGUACAUAAAGAAAAAAGCUUCAGCGGUAUUUACAACUAAUAAGCUUUUUAUCAUGGAAGAUACUAAAAGAAAUACUGCAGUAUUUGGACAGAUAAAAUAUGAAUGGUAUUUUCUACAGAAUUAAGAAAUUGUUUAAUUUUUUUAAUGAAUGAAAAAUAAUAUAGAAAAUAUGGUAAAUAAUUAAAGUUUUUAACUUUCGGCCAAGAAUUAUACAGGGAGUUCCGCUUUGAAAGAAAUUCCAGUGACGCAGAAAAAUUGCAUACCUACAGGAGAGGUCCUUGAAAUAAGUUACGGAAACGCCAUGAUGUAGGGUAGAGUCAGUACUUUUCGCCAAGCUUAUUUGGCCUCCUUAAGUGUAAAAUUUUUGUCAGACUAAAAUGAAUUAUUGUAUAACGAUACUUUGAAUCAACACCUAUCUAAAUAUCUAGGAUACUUUUCGAGAAUUUUAGUGAAUCUCAUUGAAAAAUUUGUAUUUCCACCAAUUGUUCUUGUUUCAGUACUUUUCGCCACUUAUUUUAAAAUGAAUUUUAAAUAUUUAAGAGACGUGAUAACCCAUGAAAAUAGUAGAAUAGAGCAUAGUAUGAGUGUAGAAGUACCAUUUAUUAUUAAAUUCUUUAAAUUAGUUGUUUUAUCUUAGGUGUCCAAAAAGUGCUUACAUGGCGAAAAGGGCUGACUCUACCCUAUGCAAAAAAGUUUUGGGAGCCAAUUUUUCAGCCUAUUUUCAGCGCAAACGGUUAAUAAGAAAUGCAUUUCAAAUUUACCGCGUGAAAAAAAUUGCACACGUUCAGGGGCAUUUCAAAAAUGAUUUUAUAAAGAAUCUCCCAUUAGUAGGCAAUUCAUAUCAAAUUCUUUCAAUCCGUUUUCACUUAAGCCGGAACUCCCUGUAUCUUUGUCAAAAAUAUUUGAAAAUCUUAUAUAAACAAAUAUUAAGCAUUUCAGAUUUUUUAACUGCUCUACGAAAGAGCUUUUGUUCUAAAAGGAUAUAAGAAGACUAAAAACUGAAAAUUAACUUAUCUUGGCCUUUGCCUUGAAAACUGCAUCAAAUUGGGAAGUAUUUUAGGAAAAACUGACAAUAAAAAUUUCAAUUAUGACCAGCAUCGCCCCCGGAACACCUUUUAAAUCAAGAAAAAAUCACGAAAUCAAAAUUCACCUCCUUUUCUCUUUCAAAAGUUUGACUUACUUAUGUCUAUCCUACUCUGUGGCGCGCAAAAUUAGAUUAAACUAAAUUAAAUUUGUUGUGACGUUCAAAAGAAGAAGAUGAAUAGUGAGAAAGAGUAAGAUAGACAUAUACAAAAUGUGUAAGAAAAAAAGGGAAGCGAAUUUUGAUUUCAUGAAAUUUUCCUGAUGGAAAAGGUGUGGCAAAAUCAUAAAAAAUACUUUUAGUAAGUGAAAUUGCAAGUGCAGCCAGAAAAAGUUCAAUCUGGUCAGUUAUUUAUUCAAAAUCAGCAGUAGAAAUAGUCAAUAAAAAAGAUUGACUUUCUUUAGUAGAAAGACAAAUGGAAAUGAUUUUUUAAAUGGAAAUGAUGCAAUUUAGCUACGUAACCGGAGUACGGAGCUAAGUGAUUUCUAACAAGAGUCCGGUUUUUUUUUAAUAUGAGAAAUUAGCCCUAUUUCAAAGCUGCUCCACUUCUCCCUAUUAAUAUUAAUUUAAAAAAAUAUUUCAUCAUAUUGAAAAAUUGUCAGUGGUAAAUAUUGGGUAAAAAAAACAACUGUUAUGAAAUAUUCUCUUCAAUUUUAUCUGGAUAUUUCUUUAUCACAGGAACUACCUUAAUUGUUAAAAUUACACAAAAAGUUGUAAAAUUAUGUUAGUUGUGGCUAAUUUAGAUUAAUUUUUUUUUCUAAAAUUGUCAAUACCAGAAUAGAAAGAAAAAAGGAUAGAAGAAGAAAGUACUUACGAAAACCUUUUUUGUGAGAUUUUAUUCAAUUUAGUUUAACUGCUAGCGCCACUUGCGGAAGAAAACAGCGCCUCCAUGCGGAAGAAAAGUUUCCGUAGUAACAGAAAAAAGGCAUUUAAAUUGUGUUAACACGGAAAGCGUAGAUAGAAAAUAAAAUUAAAAAGGAGAUCAUUCUGUAGCAAAUACCAAGUAAAGUCUUCUUUUGAAAAUUACUUAGAUUAAUGAAGAUUUUUUCUUCAUGGACUAUUUUAGUUCAAAUUCAAUUCAAUUCAACUGCUGCAAGAAACUGCUGCUCCUUUUUUUAAUCCAGAAAUAUUAGUUGUGAAAUUCCGUUCUGCAUGCUAAAUAACAAAUUUUGGCAAUUUCAACAAAAUCAUUCGGAAGUGCUUCUUCACAGCCAAUAAAUUCCUCUUCAAACUGAACCUCUCGAAGCCAAAUUCCAGAAUUGAAAAUAAACCAACAUUGAGUCACCCUGCAAUAAAGUGCUUUGAGUAUUUGAGGGAGAUGAAAAAGAAAAGGCAAUUUCUCAGAGAGCAACUCCGUAUACGAUAAUUUUAGCCAAAUCUCUAGGGCGAUAACGAAAAGAAAUUUCCCGCUUAUCUCGCUGCAAUUCUUUAUAAUUUUAGUGCGCUACUGUAGAAUAAUGAAAAAAAUGAUACAAAGGUUCUUAUUAAGGAUUUUUUUCUAGUGUUUAAGAGCAAACUUUCACAAGAAAAGCAAUUUGUGUAAUGUAAAGAAUAGAAGUGUAAUUUAAUGGUUUUAUUUAAUUAAAGACAUCGAAAGCCAAGAAAGUGUCAGAGGA
This is a messenger RNA of Phlebotomus papatasi, 4051 nucleotides long. RefSeq names its product paired box protein Pax-1 (gene Poxm). The transcript has 2 exons. The coding region runs from base 1 to 912 and encodes 303 amino acids. The record is from RefSeq and is a predicted model, not a curated record. Gene Ontology annotation, molecular function: DNA-binding transcription factor activity, RNA polymerase II-specific; RNA polymerase II cis-regulatory region sequence-specific DNA binding. Gene Ontology annotation, biological process: regulation of transcription by RNA polymerase II; anatomical structure development. Lineage: Eukaryota; Metazoa; Arthropoda; Insecta; Diptera; Psychodidae.